AAAACGUCAGUUUCGCUGCAGACUUACACUGGUUAGGUGCUGUACUGCUCUUGUAAGUUUUUUCAACCGUUCGAAUUAUAGUUCGCGAAGUGUUUGAAUUUCGAUUGGUUUUUUAAACAUGAUAUCCGCAACCGUUGUACUGUUGGCAUGCACUGUGACAAUCGUCACCUGUGUCGGCAACUUACAGACCAUAAACGAAUGGACAUUGCUACAGUACGAUGUGCCAUUUAAUUACCCCAAUGCCGACUCGUACAAGCCCGAAGUCACGAUAUCCACCGGAAUUGAAAUUGGUUGGGAUAGAAUAUUCAUUACGACCCCGAGACUGUUCAACGGCAAUCCGGCCACGCUGGCGUGGGUGCCACGCAACCGAGCUGGCGUGAAUUACGAUACCCAUAAAUCGCCGUUGUUACAGGCUUAUCCUAAUUGGGAAUGGCACAGCGAAGCGUCCAGCGGUGAUCUGCUGACGUCGCGGACGCCCAACUGUUCCAGCCUGGUAUCCGUGUUUCGGGUCAGGGCAGAUAGGUGUAACAGGCUGUGGGUGCUGGACAGUGGAGUUAUGGACAGCAUAGAGACAUUCAAGACGGUUUGCCCACCCAAGUUGUUAGUGUUCGAUAUGAGAACCGACCAAGUGGUGAGAAGUGUGACACUACCUGCUGAAAUAUUGAGGCCCAACACUCUUUUGACAAAUUUGGUGAUCGAUGAUCAGGUUGAAGUGUCUCAUUUGCAAGACGGAUUUCUCGGAGACUGUGAUAAUGUGUUUGUGUACAUGACCGACAGCACAAACCCAGGUAUUCUGGUGUACGACGCCCGACGAGACACAGCGUGGAGACUCUCGCAUCCGUACAUGUUCCCGGAUCCAGACUUCGGAACCUUCUCGGUAGCCGGUGAAUCUUUCACCCUGAUGGAUGGCGUCAUCGGCCUAGCUUUAUCGCCUUACGGAUCCGUAGGUCGCCGUUUAUACUUCCAGCCGUUCGCUUCCGAUCGUCUGUUCUCCAUACCUACAUCUGCACUUAAGGCUGGACCAAAUUUGGGCGAUGAUGCCGAUCUUCCCGUAUCACUGGUGGGUCACAAGUCUUCACAAGCUGCUCCGUUAGCUGUUGAUCCUAAGGAUGGAGCUCUCAUAUUCAGUCCGGUGUCCGAAACGGCCUUGGCCACCUGGAUUCCGGGAUCCGUGGAACACGGUGUGUUGGCAUACAGCCCAGAGGAACUACAGUUCGUAUUGGAUAUCAGAUCGGCCGAUCGCGACCAAGGUGCCAUUUGGGUGGUAUCGACGCGGUUACAACGAUACUUCAAAAAGACUUUGGACAAAAGGGAAGUGAACAUCCGUAUCAUGAGGAUACUCAGGGUUCCAGAGUUCUUACCUUACGCAUUCAAUAACAAUAACUCUCUGCUGCUAUUCAAAUGAUCAGCUGUUAUUAUACUUGACAUUGCACCUAAUCAAUAAUAAUUUAUUUCUUAACCAUGUUGUAUCUACCUAUAAUAAUUACAUGAUAGAUACCAAACAUUGUAACAUUUAUACCAGAUGAUAUACGAUACGCAAAGUGUUAGGUAUAAUAAUGAUGAUGCCAUUUUAUUUAGGGUUGUGCUACGUUCAUAUUAUAUAGUAAUAUAAAAUAUUAACGAAGCUGCAACAUUUAGUUUAAUAUAAUUCCAUUGUGUAAAUACUAUUAUUAAUUAAUUACGAUUGAAAUAAUUCCAGUCGGAUCCAGUCUAAAAUCCCUUCAGAUGAUAACAAAAUAAGAUAAUAUGUUAAUGCGAUUCGAUAACUUUAUAGGUUGUAUUAUUAUUUAUUGACUUUUGUUGAAUAUGCCCGAUUUUCAAUGUAUACAUUUAAUCAAACGGACGUAUUUUUAAUUAUUAUAAUUUUUGACAGAAAUGCCAUAUAGAUAUAUUAUUUUUGAACCGAACUGCUCAAAGCUUUAUAUUUAUCCAAAAAUAUAGAUUAUCAACUGAUGCCAAAAAUAGUAUUUGAAAAAUAUUAUACAAUAAAAUACGAUUUCAACGCAUAAUAGAGUAUGCUAUUCUAUUUUGGUAAACUAUUAUUGUUGUCACAUCUUAAGAGACCAAACAAAAAUGUAAUCACUUAAGACGUAACUAUACGUUGAUGUUACCGAUGUAGUACUAAAAUACUCUGUUUAUUAUCAUUUAAGUAUUUUAUUAUUGAUCAAAAUGUAUUAUUUAACAAUAUAAUUUUAAGAAUAUUGUAAUUUAAGUAACGUCUGUUAUUGGUUAAUCCAAGAAUACAAUUAUUACAAUUA
Messenger RNA from Melanaphis sacchari, 2258 nucleotides. Its product is annotated as protein yellow-like. The record is from RefSeq and is a predicted model, not a curated record. The coding region runs from base 119 to 1405 and encodes 428 amino acids. NCBI's taxonomy places the organism in Eukaryota, Metazoa, Arthropoda, Insecta, Hemiptera, Aphididae. Gene Ontology annotation, cellular component: extracellular region. The transcript has 6 exons.